CUGCUAUUCCCGGCGUCAGUCGCAUUUAGAUUCAUUCGCAAUUUGGGAGCCAACGGCAUAAAAUGCCGCGCUCUUAUACGAGUUGAUGAACGCGACGGGAACUGUUUAUGCGUAUAGAUCAUAUUCACAUACAUAUACAUAAGUGUUUUGUGCUAUUGUUUAUCAAAUACCUGCGGCAGCUUCAAGCUUCAAGAAGUUUGCAAUAAUUUAUGACAUUUGAAAAACAGUUUGCUAAAAUAAUGAGUCGUAAAGUUAAUGGAGUAAGAGGCGUCAACUGCACCUGCCUUCGACUUAUAAUAGUGAUGUGCGUAUUUGUCAUGUCGGGGGUCAAAGGUGACGCCGUCGAAGUCAUCGAACUGGGCAGCAACUGGAGUAUAUCUAAUCAGAAUGGCUCCUUGACCGUUGCCAAACAGACACUGCCCUCGGGCAUUUACAGUGCCUUCUAUCCCGGCCAGCUGCUGGAAUCCUACAAUGAUGUGAAUCUCCGUUGGUUGGCCUACGACAAUUGGACAUACACCAAUAGUUUUCCGUUCGAUGUGGAUCAUUUUAAGCAAGUGCGAAGCUUUACGCUGACCUUCCAUGGCAUCGACACAAUAGCUGAGAUUCGAUUGAAUCAUCAGCUGCUGGGACGGACGGACAAUAUGUUUGUGCGCUACUCGUACGAUGUGACCAAAAUUCUGCAGGACGAGAAUUUGCUGGAGGUGGAGAUAACAUCACCAGUGUGGUCGGCAUUGGCCAAGGCUGAGGUUUUGAGAAAUCAAAGCGUCAGUGUGCCACCAGCAUGUCCUCCAGCACGUUAUCAUGGCGAGUGCCAUAUGAAUAUGUUGCGAAAGAUGCAGGCUAGCUUUGCCUGGGACUGGGGACCGGCAGCUCCAUCGAUGGGUAUCUGGAAGAGCGUACAGCUGGAAAUGUACGAGGUGGCUUUGCUGCGGGACGUGGAUGUCGAUGUUAGUCGGAACGAGACGCACUGGAACAUGCACAUCACUUGCUACUUGGAUGUGGCGGGCAAAGAGAGCUUUUACGCUCAACUGAUCUUCUAUGCCGUCGAGCUACUGGAGCAGCCGGUGGUUAUAGACACAUACAGCACACAGCCCAUUAGCUACUUGUCGCCGGUAAUUGUGUUCGAUCAGGCUGUGCCAAUUGCGGAUGUCGUACCCUGGUGGCCCAAUGGCUAUGGCGAUCAGAAGCUCUAUCCACUGCAUUUUACACUAAACGCCUGGCUGGGCAACGAUGGACCCAAGGUGCGUUCCAAAACCAAAUCACAGAAGUCUAUACGCGUCGGCUUUCGUACUCUGGAGCUUAUUGAGCGUCCCGCUCCGGAUGGACAGGGGAACACUUUUCUAUUUCGAGUCAACGGAAUUGAGAUAUUUAUGAAGGGCAGCAACUAUAUACCAUCCAAUAUACUUCCAGAGAAUCAGACUUCAAAUCAAAUUGCCUAUCUCCUGGAAUCAGCUAAGGAAGCGCAUAUGAAUAUGCUGCGUGUUUGGGGUGGCGGAGUAUAUGAGUCGGAUUACUUUUACGAUCUGGCUGAUAGACUAGGGAUACUCAUUUGGCAGGACAUGAUGUUCGCCUGCGCCAUGUACCCAGUGACCCCGGACUUUCUAUCCUCAGUCCGCGAGGAAGUGCGACAGAAUGCCAAGCGAUUGUCUCAUCAUCCAAGUGUAGCCAUUUUUGUGGGCAACAAUGAGAACGAAGUUGCGCUGGUACAGGACUGGUAUCAGACAAUCACCCAGCUGGAUCGGUUCAAGGAAGAGUACCGGGAACUUUACCUGGGCAGCAUUCUGCACGAGCUGAAGAUUGUGUCGCACAGUUCGAGACCUUCACCGUUGGUUUCUUCGCCUUCAAAUGGCAAGGCUAGCGAGAAGGAUAACUACAUAUCAGAGAAUCCACAGGAUAAUCACAAUGGCGAUGUACAUUUCUAUGAUUACAUGAAGGACGCUUGGGAUCCAGGAAUUUAUCCACGUCCACGAUUUACCAGCGAGUACGGCUUUCAAUCCCUGCCGGGCUCAAAGGCUUGGGAUCGUGUUUUGAACGAAGACGACAAGCUGUCAGAACUAAUUUCCCAUCGACAGCAUCAUCCGCUUGCCAUGUUACCCAUUACCACCCAGGUGCAUCGUCAUUUGCCGCUGCCGUUGCCCGAGAACGAGGAUUACGAAGAGGCCCUCAUCUACUUUAGUCAGAUAUCCCAGGCCAUGGCCACCAAGGUGGAGACAGAACUGUAUCGCAGUCUCCGGGAUACGAAUCAUAAUACCAUGGGUGCUCUCUACUGGCAACUCAACGAUGUUUGGGUGGCACCCUCCUGGUCCGGCAUUGAUGUCUAUGGCAACUGGAAGCUCUUGCAUUACUGGGCACGUGACUUUCUGGCUCCCACUGUAAUUGUAGCUCUUUAUGAUAAGCCCACGGGAUCGCUAAAUAUUUCCUUGAUUUGCGAUGAGCCAAACAUCAACACUGAUGAUCUAAAUGUCGUUGAACACAUUCAUCUGUGGUCGCAAUUGUUGCCUCGAGAGUCUCGCACCUGGGCUUCUACCCUGCGACCCAAUGGGGUGCAGUAUGACAAGGUGAUUCAAUUGAAGGAUUUGCUCAAAGGCGAGUUCAAUGAGCGAAAUGCCUACGUGGAGUAUCAGCUGCGACGCAAAGAGGAAUUAAUUUCACGCACCUACUUCUUCCCCAGCAACAUUGCAGCUGCUGUGGGCAUCACAGAUCCGCAGCUGGAGUUUGAGAUUACGUCGAAAACCUGCCACCAGACCAACAUUGGAACACGGAAUAGCGUCAGCUUAACGAUCGAAGUAAAACAUCCCGCGGUCUUUGUCUAUGUGGAACUGCAGCUACCCUAUCGCUAUAAGCUGUCCGAGAACGGGUAUAUGCAGACGACGCCCGUACAUGUCAUCCAUGCGGUGGUGGAGACCAGUUCAUGUAUUCGCCUCUGGCGCAAAUCCUACUUUAAUAUCUGGACGGUCAACGAGUUCAUGACGUAAAGUUUUAGUGCAACAUUUACAUAGGUAUAAAUAACUUAACAAUUAAACAAAACAAUAAAUAUAGUAGAUAUAGAUAUAGUAUAA
Molecule: messenger RNA, 3059 nt
Organism: Drosophila innubila
Lineage: Eukaryota; Metazoa; Arthropoda; Insecta; Diptera; Drosophilidae
Gene: beta-Man
Product: beta-mannosidase
Exons: 9
Coding region: 210-2975 (921 amino acids)
Biological process (GO): glycoprotein catabolic process
Molecular function (GO): beta-mannosidase activity
Source: RefSeq, a predicted model, not a curated record